AUGGCUUCUACUACUUCCAUUAUGCGUGUGCUUUCCAAAACCGACUAUGACCAUCAAUAUUUUCUCGAAGUCGUCGAAGCAGACCUUGACUCCCUUGCCCAAUCUUCUGUCCGAGUCCGUACCACCUUGGUCUCUCUCACCUCGAACAACCUCGCGUACUGCGCGCUCGGUAGGGUACUCCAUUGGUGGGAUACGUACCCCGUUCCAAGCUUCGCCUCAGCACCAUACAACGACCGCCAAACGUACGGCAUCUCACCCGCCUGGGGCUAUGCAACGGUCCUGGAAAGUGACGUUUCGGAGAUUGCGUCUGGCGCCCUUCUCUGGGGCUUAUUUCCGCUCUCGACCUUCCCGGUAGACCUCCAACUCAAGAAAGCGCCAGGUACGCCUGGCCAUUGGCUCGAGACCAGCGCACAUCGUCAGACUUUGAUGUCUCUGUAUAACCGAUAUUUAGCGGUACCUGAGGGCGAGGCAUCGGCCCAGUUCGACCUCACGCGGGCCUGGACAUCCCUACUCCGACCCAUAUGGGAAGCCGGCUACCUGCUGAACCGCUUCGUGUACCAAUCCUCUCCGGCCGAUCCUCCUGUUCAUCCUUUCUCUGAGUCUGGGCUUCCGUGGUCUGCGCAGGACGCGGACAUCAGGUCUGCGAUACUCAUCAGUCUCGGCGCGUCGUCAAAGACUGGGCGGUCGUUCGCGCAGCAGGCUGCAACUAACCGCGCAGCCGGGAGUGGUCCAAAGCUACUUGUGGAAGUCAGCUCGGAGGGCGUGAGCGCGCUCGAUGGCUUGAAGGUCCCCUUUCCGUAUAGAGUCACCACGUAUGCGGACAUUGUAUCGGAGGACAGCCUAGCUUGCUUAGCGCGCCAGCAAGUGAGGAGAAUCAUCAUCAUCGAUUUCGGGAGCCGAGACAACAUACUAGAGAAGCUCGCCUUAAGGCUGAAAGAGCUGAGUCUACAGAGCAAUGCCCAGGUGGAAGUACUCGGGGUUGGAGGCGAAGCGAAAGUGUACUCAGCGGCUUCAAUGGAAGAGAGAAUGGAGAGAGCUGGACGGCUUGAGAGCAUCCAAUUCAACGCUUCUGGGGUCAAAGACAAGGCCAUGGAGCUUGUGGGCGAUGCUCGGUACUUCGCUGAGAUGCUGGCCGAGUUUGAGAGGGUGGUGAACAGCGAGUUGAAGAGGAACAAGGGGACGCAGAGGGAAGGGCAAGUGUUAGGGAUAGCAUUGAAGCGGCAGACUGGACUGAGGGGAGAUGGUGGAGUCGAAGGGACAUGGAUGAGACUGUGCAGGGGAGAAGUAGCGGGCGGAGAGGGAUUGGUCUUCACGCUCUGA
Molecule: messenger RNA, 1320 nt
Organism: Coniosporium apollinis CBS 100218
Lineage: Eukaryota; Fungi; Ascomycota; Dothideomycetes
Exons: 1
Coding region: 1-1320 (439 amino acids)
Source: RefSeq, a predicted model, not a curated record